AUGUUGAGAUCCAUUAGCACCGCCGCAGCUUUGCUGGCUCUGCUGUCAACGUCUCAAGCCCAAAUACCCAAAGUCAGCGGUUUCACCUUGGUGUGGUAUGACGAUUUCAGCGGCAAAGCCAACACAGUUCCAGACCAGAAUAACUGGAUUAUCGACACUGGGACCAGUUAUCCCGGCGGCCCAGCAAAUUGGGGCACAUCGGAAAUCCAGUCAUACACCAACAGCCCCAACAAUAUCCGAGUCAAUGGCGCUGGGAAUCUUCAGAUCACCGCCAUCAAGAACCCUUCCACGGGAGCAUGGACUUCCGGGAGGAUUGAGACUCGCAGAGCCAAUUUCAUGGCGCAGCCAGGGAAAACCAUGCGGAUCCAGGCUAGUCUGAAAAUCCCUAAUCUAGGAACCAACGCUGGUAUUGGCUACUGGCCCGCGUUCUGGACCCUGGGCGCUGAAUAUCGUGGCAACUACUGGAACUGGCCGGCAGUUGGUGAGAUCGAUAUCAUGGAAAAUAUCAACAAUCUUGACCGCGCUUAUGCCGUCUUGCACUGCGGCACCCAGCCUGGUGGCGCUUGCAAUGAGCCAUCUGGCCUCAGCGGGUAUCGCUCUUGCCCUGGAAGUUCCUGUGCCGGUAACUUUCAUACCUUUACCGUAGAGGUCGACAGAUCAAAGUCUGUAGAAGCGCUUCGCUGGUAUGUGGACGGCGUUCAGUUCCAUCAGGUUCUUCAGUCACAAAUGCCAGCAGCCACCUGGAAGGGGACUGUACAAAAGCCGCACUUCAUUCUACUCAAUAUGGCCAUUGGCGGAUCUUUCCCCGAUGCCAUUUACGGAAAGAAGACACCUAUCAGUACCACUUUGUCUGGCGGAACGUACGAGGUUGAAUAUGUUGCUGUUUAUCACACUUAA
Molecule: messenger RNA, 897 nt
Organism: Colletotrichum abscissum
Lineage: Eukaryota; Fungi; Ascomycota; Sordariomycetes; Glomerellales; Glomerellaceae
Product: endo-1,3-beta-glucanase
Exons: 2
Coding region: 1-897 (298 amino acids)
Biological process (GO): carbohydrate metabolic process
Molecular function (GO): hydrolase activity, hydrolyzing O-glycosyl compounds
Source: RefSeq, a predicted model, not a curated record